AAAAACAAAAUGAAAACAAGUGUGCCACAAGUGCCUUUCGGUGGUUUUGAAAAGUUUCCAAUUGAAACGUGCGAAUUCGCUUGGCGCCUGUCGGGCGUUUUAAGUGUCCAACUUUGAACGUCCAGCGCUUGUCUUGACGUUGCGUGCCCGUCUCGGCGUUCUCCUCGACGUUUUGGUCGACGUUCUCGGCCAUCCUUGGGUGCAUAACGUGUGGAAUCCACUUCCAAGAAAUGUGCCAGGAUGCACGAGCUGCUGGCACAAGUUCUGGAGAAUCGAGACCUGUCACGUGCAGGUGACCUGUUCUCUGUGGAGGACCAGAAGAUUGUGGGUGACCUGUCAGAGGUGCUGACCAAGAUUCGUGACAUUGCCAGUGGGUCAGACUUUCUUCACAGCGACAACAUCCAAAGUGUGGUUGAGAUAUGCAUCACCAGGGUCACAUCAGCCAUCAGGGACACUGGGACCAUAGAGCAACAUGCGCAUGCCCUGGUUGCAUUGUUGGAGUCUUGCUUAAACCACGAUCUGCGUCCCUCACCAAAAGAUGAGGAUCCACCACACGCUAAGAUUGCUUCUGACAUCGUCAGCUGCAUUUUUCUGAAUCAUAACAAGAAAUCAGUUAUGAAGCUGGCGCUUCCUGUGGCAAUCAAGUUCCUGCACCGAGGGAACAAGGAACUGAGUCACAAUCUUUCCCGCUAUCUCUCGCUGGCUGCUGUGAACAAUGCAGAGCUCCUGUCCCCACAUGUGCAGCCCAUUGUAGACAGCGUUAUCAGUGGUAACUAUGCCCUUGCUCGAGUGCUGCCCUCCAUCUAUGUUGUGAAGAAAGAGCCCAUCCAUGACCACCUCAUGGCACUCAUAUCAUUGCUGCCCUUGUGUGAGAGCUCCGACAAGCUCAACCUGCUCGCCCUCUUUGAGUUGGUGGCCAAGCACAAGCCCUCUUUGCUGGAGAGCAAUGUGCCCCAGCUGAGCAGUUGUCUAGGCAGUCCGACUACAACAGGCUCAGUGCUGAAGAUCUUCCAAGAACUGGCAGCGGCUAAGCCCCAGCUGUUUGCUGAGUAUUUGCCCAAGAUGAAGGCGGUGGCCCUAGCUCAACCGGUCCAUCUCACCCUGGUGGCGCACAUCAUGGCUACUGUGGGACGGCUGAGUGCAGAGCGUGCCCAGGAGUGCUUGGAGUUUCUGGUCAGCCAGCUGUCCAAAGGGGACCACAACACACAGCUGGCCCUGCUGCGAGAAGCCAAGCACCUGGGAGAUGCCUUCCCUGCACUGCUUGCCCCUUGCUUGCCACAGAUUUGCAGUCAGCUACCUGAGCCUGUGGCAUCAUCCACAAUCCGCUUUUAUCUACACCAGCUAAAGGCAGAUGCAGCCACAGCGGCCCACAGGGCGCAAGUCGUAAACCGAACAGGAGGCGUCACCAUCGUCAAAGUUGGUGGUAGCAGGCAUGACCUUUCAUCCAGCCGGGGUGCCACUAUGCCAGCAGGACCGGCAGGGCGUACCCCAGUGGGCAGUGCGGCUUCUAGUCAGGCUCCAAAGGCCCCUGGCAUGCUGGCCUCUUCGUCACGGGAAGCCAGCGCCCGUUCCCUGGGCCACCUGGGUUCGGGUCAGCUGUCCCACCGGAGUAUGACCCGCUUGCCCUCGGCAAACCACAUGCACAAUGCUCCCCAUGCACAGAGCAACAGCCGGCUAAGCUCUCCCUGUGGCCUACACAUGAGCAUGUCAAAGCUCAGCUCCAACUCUCCUGUCAACCGGAGCCUGUCGGCACUCAACAGCCGGCAUAACCUGAGCUCAAUCCCAGCCGCGCACACAAGCCGGGUGUCCAGCUGCGGUGUCACCGUCACGACCACUUCAGCCCACAAGAGCAUGAGCAUUCCAACACUGAUAGAAGAAGCGCAACCAUCACCAGUGGUAGGUCGUCACCCAGUUCUGACCGUGUCUAUAACCAGCAAUGUGGCAAGGCGGGGGCCUGCAGACAUGGCUGGAGGGGGUGGCACCUCCCCCAAGGGGGCGGUGCCCAGCCCUUCCCCGCCCCCUCUGGGCCCCACUCCCUCCUGCUCCUCGUCAUCUGCCACACCUCCACCCUACGCAGAAGGGGGCACGUCGUCAUCUUCACGCCUCGGCGCACCGAACAGUGGCUCACUGAGCUCAGGCUGCAAUCAGCAGCACUUGAAAGGCAGUGGCGGGGGCACCAGCUCAGCUACUGAGGACGAAUCUGUGCCAGUAGUGCCACGCAAGGUAGUGCAACCUAAUGCACAGAGGAUAUCAGUGUUCGAGCCAUACCCCAUGAGAGAUGCAGUGCAACACUUUUGUGAGAAACACCUAGACAAGAUCAAAGCAUACAUGCAGACCAUUUUUGUCAAGCUCCCACUGCCAUCCAAAUGCACCAUCGAAGAAAGGCGUGCCAAGAAGCAUGCCAUUCUUCAGUUCGCGUGCCAGGGCAAAGGGGAGCAUUGUCUAUACAACAAGAGCCUGUUUGUCAUGAAAACCAAGAAUCCACGCAUAUGGAUCCACCUCAUGUUCCUUGCACUGCAGGCUCGUUCCACAAGUGCCCUAAGUACGCGAGAGACAUCUGUGAGUAGCCUGAAAAAUUGCUGGGACACACUGAAGUAUGAUAACAAGUCAUUCCUAGCCUUGGUGACCUCAUCAUUUCCAUCUGCAAAGGACCAGGACAACCUGAUAGCUGAGCUGCGCAGUGAGCGUUUCUUUGAUGUGUUCGAGUACAAUGGGCCACUCACCCUGUGGGGCUGCUUCUUGUGCAACCACCCGGACCGGGCCCAAGGUUUCCUCCAAGAAGGUGGCGAGCCCGUCAUUGAGGGGCAACUAAAAGAAAAAAAGAGGAAAUGGAAGCUAUUUCGACACUGGAGAACGCGCUACUUCACACUUUCAGGAGCACAUUUGUCGUACAGGGGCCUGAAGGAUGACAAGGAAGUGCAGCCCAUUGAGGUGAGCCAGAUUCGAAGUGUUCGCCCAAUUGGGAGCCGUGGUCGCAACAUCCCGAAAGCCUUUGAGAUCUUCACUUCGGACAAGACCUUUGUGCUCAAGGCCAAGGACAGCAAGAACACCGAGCAGUGGGUGCAGUGCUUGUCCAUAGCCUUGGCCCGCUCACAUGCCAAGGAGGUUGCUCACUGACACCUCGCAUUGGCCUUCUCUUAUUUUUUUUUUCUUGUGAUACUUGAAAGCAAAUGCAGACAAUGAGCCAAGUGUUGUGAUGAAAAACCUAGCACUUUGAGAGUUACAUUUCGAUAUGUGAGACAAGGCUAUAAACUGCUGCAUCCUACCACUGCCUUAUCCAUUAUCGUGGAGCUGUUUUUCGCAGAGGUAAGCUGCCAGCUUUCCCCAGCAGCUUUCUGUUCUCGUGUAGUGCCGCAUGUUCCACAGGCCGGGUUGCUUGUUUUCUGUCGACUUGACAUUCUUGCUAUGCAAAACAAAGUAUAUACUAUUGCACAGUUUCAGAGAGGAGAUAGUAUUUCCAAGGUUACAAAUCUUCUGCUCUUGAGAUGCAGUUGAUGCAUUUAUAUGUAUAUAUAUGAAUGCCAGUGUGCCUGCCUUUACAUGUGAUUUUUACAGUUCAUUGGAGCAUACACUGUUCUGCGAGGACUGUGCAAUGGAUUAUUCGUGCCACAUUUUACAUUGUGCACAGUUAUAGCUGGAAUGUGUUUUGUUAACCAUUCAGCUCUUGAACCGCUCAUUUAUAGCCCCUCACCAGGUUUGGGAGUCUCGUGCAAAUUAUCAGGUUGUUCAGAUCACAUAGUAACAGUCGUGUAUGCAGAGUGUGAAACAACGUUGUAAUGUGAAACAGUCAAAAUUUGAAAACGAAGGCCACAGAUCCUUCUUCUACAGUGAGUCAGGCUUCAAGUGAGAGUCAAGGUCACACGCAGAAUGCUUCCUAUGCGAAAUGCACUGUUUGUAGUGUUACCUACCAUGGCAUGUGACUUUGGAUAAACAUCUAAUGCUGACUGUGCAGUGUGCUUGUAUCCUGUACAUGGGAAAAGACAGAGAAAAAAUGCCACUUGCUAACUAAAGCACUGUAGGAGAUAUCGUCUCUUGAAAGUGACUGCUGGCAUGUUAACAGGGCGGUUCAGUAAUUCUGUCUCAUCCAGCAAUGAAGUCUUGUGAAAAUUACUUCCAGUAAAAUGCUCCCUCAAUAAAGUGCCUUAGAAUUUCCAAUGUGUAGCCUGAAUUUGCCAUGGUGACUGGUGAGGGGCUUCUUAAAAAUGCAAUUAUUGAGCUGGUUUUUUGUAGUUUUAAAAGGAUGCUUGUGCAACAACAAUGCUAGUGCAAUGGAGCUUGAAUCUGGCUACUAGUUACAUUUAAUUCAUCCUGUUUGCAUAUCUGGCUCCAUAAUCUGCACUGUUUACUGCUUGAAAUCUUCCCAUUGAAAGCGUCUUUUUUAGACAUAUCCGCACAGCCCACUUUGCGUGCAUGUCAACCGAUUAAAAGCUUUUCUUUUAUUCAUGAGCAUGUGCGUGGCAUGCUACAGUACAAGCCCUACGUAGGGCUGUCACAGUUCAUUUACCUCACAUUGUUUUGCCGAGAGGAAUUCAGUUUCUCAUUAAUAGCAGCACUAAAACUCCAGGUAGGCAGAACUAGACACUAGAGGUGCCAAGAUGUGAUUUGCUCUGGAACUGAGCAUUUCAAAACAGCUUUUGUGGACGCCUAUAAAUGUAUACCUAAACCUGUGGUCCUCAUCCAGUUUGCAUUACAUGUGAGAAGUAUAAACAGUUGUGGAAAUAACAUUGCCCAGACUACACAUACGCUUUCUUGCUUUAGCAAGCUCAUGUCUACUGGCCUCUGUGUUUCCAAAAGAUGGCUGACAACAGCUCAUGUGUGUCGGGGUGCCUGCAGGCAUGCAAUUCGCACCAGAAAGGUGCAGGCACUUGCAUUGGGUUGUGUCACCAUUACCAUGGAGCAAUGUGACCAACACAUUAAAGUUGCAAGGCAGGCUUGUUGGUUCAGCAUAUUUGAGUAACAAUGGUAGCACAAAGAAUAGGACACAAAAUAGUAGCAAUGUGUGUGUCUCUGUAUUACUGUCUUGUGUGCCGUUGCUUUGUGCUACCAUUGUUAUUCAAGUGACCAAAGAGUUUGAUCAGAGGAGGCAGUCUGAACGGUGUCUUGCCCACUGUGCCCAUUGUGGUCGGUACUAGGACCCAGUCUUUGUAGUCGCGGCAGUGUGCUGCAGACCAGCUUGUUCCUGUGCCGAUUUGAAUUAUGUUACGCGAGCAAGAACAGUCUUCUUUUUUCACACAAAUUCUGCAGCUCCAAAACAAGAAUAAUGAUGUUAAACAGGGAUAGUAAGCAUUUGGAAGCAGUCCAGUUGCAGAAUCUUAUUGCAGAAUGAUGUCUUUCAAUGAAGCUAGCUCACAUCCUUUAUAGAAACUUGUUGCUAUUCCUUGCAAGGUGUGGCAGGCACAGCAAGCACAUAGGCAUGUGCUUGCACACAGUGUCAAGCAUAACUGUAGUCUGAACUUGAUGCUCUUUUACAAAGGACUGUGCUUUGAGCCAUUCAUCGGAACAUCAACAUGAAACCUCGCUCUGCUCAUAUAUUAGAAAAAGACUGAAGUUUCUUUCUAUGAGGACAACUUUGUAUGGUAUUUAAGAUGUUAAGGUUGAUGCUUCACUCUUUUAUUCUUCCUACUUGCUGGCGAGUAAGCAUGUGUGCAAUUGUCGGUUUAUGAAUAAUAGUUAGGUUACCAUCACUCAGUGCCUUUUCACUGCCCUUUUAUCUUUUGAACUGUUUCAUGCAUGUUGUUUAUCACCGAAAAAUUUUGUUGUUGUAUUUUUUUAGAAAUUUCCUAUACAAGGCACACGUCACGGGUGAAAGAAUUUGACUCAACAUAAGGGACACCUGUUUAAACUCAUUUUUUAUGCACUGCCUAGGUUUGCCCAAAACUGUUCACAUUUUAGUAUUGUUUUUUCGUAGCAUUGAAAAAGCAAUGUUUUUUUUUGCAUUGUGAAUUGACAAUAGCACCAUCUGCACACAGUAUUCAUACAUUGCUCUUUGUGUUUAUAGUACUUUAGCUUUCUUUGGUCGCAAGUCUAUGACUUGCCACAAAAUUUUGUCACUUCUAUGGCCCGCUGAACUGUCUCAUGCCGUAAAAAAUGGCAUACCUACAACAUAUGCACAGAAUUUCGCAAUUCUUAGAGUCAUAUCCAAAUGUAUUUAUCCAUGUGCCUUCAUUUUUUUACAAGAGGUUUUGUUUCUCCCUUGUUAACAUAGUGUGCACAACAAGGUGGAUGAGCACAUUGAAGGGAUCUUAUGUCGGUGUGAAAAAGUUGAAUGAAUUAUUACAGUGCUAGCUGCUUUAAUAAGGAAGCAAGCUGUCAAGGAAAGGUGUGUGGCAUGCCCACCCAUGCCAGCACCAUUUUUCACGACCACAGAUGAAAGUGUCAGCUGUGUUUUUCUAGUGUCCUCGACCUCCACAAGACAUAUCUGCCAAUUUUUCGGAGGUCACUCUCCUUUGUCAAAAGUAGUACUCUGUCAAUGGCCAACAAUCUGAAGUGUGCUAGGACUAGGUAAUGUUGGAAUAAGUAAAUGACAAAACAAGAAUUUCUUUGAAAACAAAUGCCUUUAUUCCACAAGCGACAAAGUGGCAAACUGGCUAGAAAAGCUUGUUACCACGUUGCUGCACAGCCGUAUGCUUGCUUGCACGCGACCGCUCUGUCGGUAUCCGACUGUUGUCAUGCUGUGUGUGCAUUUGGUGAAAAUACGUGCUGUUCACGUUCAGUAUUUAUAACUUGUGGCAGUGCGAACUGCUGGGAACCAUGACCCAACAGCCAGAUUAUUUACAGUCUUUUUCAGUGCAGUUGAAAUCCAAAAAAGGCGUGCAAGUUUGGGGCAAGAUGAACGAUUGAAAAGAUGAAAAUUAGUGAACACGAGGUGUUGCUGGAGCUGCCGUUUCAAAAAGCGGACUUGUCUUUUUGAACGCUGCAGUUUUGAGACUUGUCGAAACAUUGGCUCCAGCGAAACUCCAUGUGCACGAAUUUUUAUGUUUUCAGCACUGUUGUUUCAUAGCACUCCCUUCACUUAUUACCUCUUUCAAUAAUACUGCUUAAAGAAUUAUUGCUUUGCAACUGUGUAUAUAUAAAAGAGUGGAAUAAAAAAACCAAAUAUUCACAACUUUCUUACUAUAACCAGUGGGUGCUUAUCGUGCCUGCUGCUUUCAUUGUUGAAAAAAGCACAGCAUUUAGCAGGCAUGGUAUGCAUGCAUAUUUUACCCUUCUGUUGGGGAUACAUUUCUGCAUCUUGAUAAACAUGUAUUAUUACUGUGCUUCAUGCAUUUCAUGACGUUGUUCCCCUUGUGAGAGUUGCUUGUAGCAUUACAGGAGAUGCAUCAUGUCGGGAUAACUUUGAUCAGCCGUAAAAGAAGAAACUUGUUUGUUGUGCACUCUGGCACAGGUGGUCAUGUGAACUGAGACAUUCCUCUGCUUGUCUUCAGAGGUGAGCAAGCGCAAGCUGCGUCAUUAUUUUUGCAAAUCUGCAAGAAUAGCAACAAUAAGUAUAAAGUCUUCAGACAUUCUUUGCAGUGUGUCCAGGAUGAAGGUGCGGAAUGUUUAGUCUGUUGAACGAAGCUCCAGCCUGACUACUCAUAGCCAGCACCAUCCAAAUCGCAGCCCUAAGGCUUAAAGUAAAACUGGAUUAAGAGCUUCAUCGUAAAUAUAAGUAUGAAAAUGAUAUGAGUGGUUUAAGGCUUUGGCUGGGGAUUUUUUUUUGUCUAUUCCGAGGUGUGAUUAUUUUUAUUUUGUCAGUUAUGAACUCAAAAUGUGUAAAGCAGGUUGUGUGGGCAUGAAAUUGUCUUUUUUCUGGAGCUGACACUUAUACCUGGCCUUUUUUAUUCUUCUGAUGUCUAACUGUUUUAAGCAAAACCCACGGUGAACUUACCUUACUAUUAUAGAGAUUAAGCUUUACAUAAGUGGCAUCCAUUUACAUGUAAACAACAUAGCAGGGUCAGGCUGGUACGACAGCUUUGCACAUUGCAUGCUUCAAGUGCUCUUUGAAUUUCACAUGAGGUGAAAACGUUUGUAGAGGCAGUUUGCUGUGGGAAACAUCAUGCUCCAACAGAUAUGUGCUUCAGAUCUACCAGGCUAUUUGGUCCAUUUAUUCUCAACACAUGCUUGUCUUGCUUUGUAUGUUUGCUUUGAUGUUUCAACAGUAAAGUAUUAGCAAACAUUGAGCUUUGGAUUAACCAUCUAUUCUAAAUUUUUUGUUUUUUAUUCUUAAUGACAGUAGUUUUAUUAGCUAAACACAGUCUGCAAUGGACUAUCAAGUAUGCAUGUUUACAUGUGCCACCCCAUCUGAAAUUUUAUGAUGACCAUUAUAUGAUGAUCAUCAUAAUAAAGGUUGAUGCUGUGCAGAUGAUGUAAAUAAAGCAGUGUGUUCAGUUGACAUUUGGUGCUUGGAGUGGCGUCAACUGUGGGGCUCGGCUUCAUUUUACUCUGCUCCAACUGGAAUAAGGUCAUUUUCACUCAUUUUCUUGUGCUUUCAGACCAUGCUUGCACAGCAUGGCACUGUCAGUUUCAGUUAGUUUUUUUUUUUUUUUUUUGCGAAUUCGACAGAUCUCAUUAUUAUGAAGCUAAUAACAUAAAGGUUGUAUAAUAUUGGAUGUAACCACCUAAGUCAUGGUUAGGUAGACUAUCUUGUGACCAUCACAGAACACAGCUUUGAUGGAGUCUACACAGCUUUAGAACCUAAUUGUGCUCUUGCAGCAUAGGUUGUGAAAUAAUACGUAAUGCAAGCAACAGUCCAGCUGAAUGAAAAUGUACAUUGCUCAUGAUCCCAGUUGUUCUAUGCUACACAGUUCAAGCAUUUUCUGAUAAAAAUAUGAUAGUCUCACUGACAGGUGGUUAACAGCUUCAGCAGACUUUAUUGAGUUUCACCAUCAUCAGUCAUUCUUCAUCUUUUUGCUAGUGAAUCUCACCGCAAAUUGUUAAUAUUUAAAUGUAAUUCUAAUUUAUAUUAAAGUGAUUGGGUUGUUUCUGUUCACAGCAUGCUUCAAGGACAUGGAGCAAACAUAAUAAAGAAUUGUUUAUUAGGUAAUGCUUUAUAAGCUGCUAUUUUAGAGUGCUGCUUCCUGGCACUCUAAAAUCUGUUUACCAAUCCAUGUACAGCUAUUUUAUUGCACAUCUACUACACACAAUGCAUGAACUAUUGGUUGUUACUGAACAAAGCACAUGUUUGCCUUCUUGGACAAGUCUUGCUCACACACUUUACCGCCCAUUAUGCUGGGCCACCUUAUGUAAAUGAGUCGAGCCAACUGAAAGUGAGUUACGUUGUACAAUGGAGUACUGUAGCACAUGAGCUCUUAAUGGCAUUCUCCAUGACCUCUUUUCUACCAGAGGUUUUGAAACAUUCCACAAAUGCCAAUAACCUGCAGAUUGUCAGUGUGGUACACAUCAUUAUGUAGAUAAUGGCAUUUCAUUGUAAGUUAACUUUAGUCAAAUUGAAAUGUAUUUGUUGUGUAAAACUGCCAAUAUUACUUCUCCAAAAUACUAUAUUUAAAGAGAGCUCAGAAUCUUAGAAACUCAGAAAUUCUGAAGAAGCUCAAAAUCUUGGAAAACUCAGCAGUGUAAAAUAUCGGGAAAGCCAGAACCCGACUCUCAGCUACACAGUUUUUGUUUUCAUGCUUUAUUUGUGCUUUUUAAGUGUGGUUCACUUGCUUGUCAACCUUGGAUCAUCCUGCACACUAAAGACCUUGGAUCAUUUAAGCGGAAAAAAAAAAAUUCCAUAUUGGGUUGCAAUACCUCUAGAGCUCUGUACAAUAACACAUUUCAGUUACCAUUUACAGUUACCAUUUAUUUAUCUUAAAAUUGCAUCAAACAUUUUAAUAAUGAACUAAAAGCUGGUUAUUUCCACGAAAGAUUGAGAAAAGUAGUAUACUUGAUAUCUCCGAUGUUUGUCGUAUUUUUGUAUUAUGCCCUUAGGACCGAAUCGUACGAAAUCACACUUGGCUUUUAAAUGAAAAUUUUUUGACCCAAGGAAAAAUCGAGAAGCAUCGCCGGUGACGACGGCCAUUUUACAAAGAGGGUGUUUUCGUGAAUCCGCAAUCAUGCUAACAAAGACGCUAGCUAAAUGUCACAAAUACCUUCCUGCUUGGCACAAAUAGGAGUAAUAGGAGAAAUAGCUCACUUGAUUUACUCUAACUCUGGGCAAAUAAAUAUUUUUUGAAAUUCUCUAAAAACGCUGUCCAGAAAUGCUUAACAAUUGGCCAGAAUUAGAGAAAGUUGAGUGAGCUAUUUCUAAAUUACUUCUGUUUGGUUCGAAAAAUUUUUCAUUUAAAAGCCAAGUGUGAUUUCACGCUGUUCGCUCAUACGGGCAUAAUACACAAAAAUACGAGGAAGAUCGAAGAUAUCAAGUGUACCACAUUUUUUUUUUAUCUUUCGUAGAAUCGCCCAGCUGUAAGUGCUAAACUAAGGUUCAGGUGUCUGUGCAGCAGAAAGCAUAGAAUGUGCUAGGCACAUUAAAACUUUAUUAUAUACUACAUGGCCCAAUGCCUGAUACAAUUUGUCAUCGAAGAAGAGCCAGCGAGUGCUGGCCCUUCUGAGUAUGCCACAACCUUGUAGCAGUCUUGUGAACUACCCACACACUCGCGCAUUUGCUCAAUGAACGCAAACAGACUGAGCCAGGAACAAUACACACUAAUUUUAAUUUCAAUGGUGACUUGACACUGUUUUGUAAAAUAUAGUGGUGUUAAAUAUUCCGUACACUUUGGUACAAUCUUUUUCAGGCUCGUGAAGUUUGAAAAGCUUGAACAGGGCAGGUUGACCAAUCAAGUCGGGCAAACUGCUUAUUCAGCAUGUGCACAACGCAAUGUAAUAGUCUGCUGCUGAUGUCACACAUGGCGCACCACUCAAAUUUCUCUGUACUAAUAGCAACACAGUUAACAAAGUUCACCUUGCAUUAUGUAACUUUAGUAUGUUAUUUUCACUUUGCACGAAACCUGUGAGCAUUUCUUUUUACCUUAGUAAACAUUACCAAUUUCACUUACUGCUCCCUGAAUUACAAAUAGACAUCAUGACUUCCACUGCAAGCAGUGUUAGUGUGACUGUACCACAAAAAAAAACUACUGCCACAAUGCAUUUUCUUAUUAUUGUAGCUGCGGAGGUGUUUUCAUUUCUUUCAUGUUGCUGUGUCUGCGAUGCGGUAUGCUUGAUAUAUGUGCAGCAGGGUGCCAGUGGAAUCUCUAUAGCAGGAUAUAGUACUCAGUGCUGUGUACAAUUCAUGAAAUUAUGUAUCCAAUGAAGUGUAGCAAAGGCCAUUAUACAUGACAAGUAAUAACUGCAUCAGGGUUACUCAUUAGUGCCUCACAAUUUUUUUCUGCACUUUUUCUGUCUUGAUUCUCUUCUUCUAUGUGCCCAAUUACAUGUUCAGUGUAGUGUCUGCAAUGCCAUAAAAACAAACCUACCUUGUCACUCUUACUGUUGCAGUGAUGUGUUUUUUUUUUCUUCUGUGCGGUAGUGCACCAGGCCUAGCCUAUUUGAUUAUUUGAAUUGCAUCUUCUUUGAUACCUUAGACCUUUCAUCCGGUAUGCUGCUCGUGUUGCCUUUAGGCCAUAUCAAAUAGAAUUUUGGUUUUUGUUGUUCAAACACCUUUCAGCCAUGCCUUUUACUACAAAUCAGAAUAUAUAUUGCAGCACAUUUUUCUCUGCAAAAUUCCCUUGUGCCUAUUGGAUGAAUUGCACAUUUGCUUUUUGGAAAGGGGCACAGCUCAACAUUCUUGACAGUUGUAUUAAGGGUAUGAAGUUGCAGUUCAUGCGCCACUGCCUUUUCCUGCUGCCAUCUUCCCUAUAGAAUUUUUACUCACAUAUAUUUCCGGUUCUUUCAAGUUUGACAAGUAAUAACGUUUUACCACCACUAUACAGGUUGUAGAAACUAUGUCUUUACCCAUGUACCAUGGGCAUCAUGGAUUUUUACCAGGUGGUAUGUGAACUUGCCUGUUUCAGAAUUUCUGGAUAUUUACUGAACACCGACUUGUAUGUAGACGUAAAAUGUUUUGGUGCGAAGUAUUUUGUGGUUCCUAUUUAUUAUUUAAGCUAAUUGAACAAUUCUUGUGUGUAAUGUGGUGCCGAGCAGUUUUAUUCUGCAAGCCCCGCUUUCAUGAGUUACCUCAUCUUGACAUGUUCCUUUGUUUCUUAUUUCCACUGGUAGUUGUCAUAACUGUGUAAUCUCUCUUGCCUGAAUGCUGUAGAUAAGCUGCACAUCUUUAUGUCACCCUGUGCCUUGCCAUAGUCGAUGCAAUCGGUAGAGAUGCAGAACUGCUGCCUAACAAUGGAACAAGUGACAUCUGUCCUGAAAAGCUUGUUUGACUUGAAACUUGUUUGUUAGCCAAGCAAGGAGUUCCUGAUUCAUUCUUGUAGCAACAAUUUUGUAAUGCCACUACAAUUUAUUGCACUAGUUUGAUAAGUCUACCAAACUUCAUAAAAGCUUACAAGUAUACAUUGUGCAAAGUCACUUUUAUGCUGAACUUUGCGGUGGCGUGAUCAUGCGAGUUCUUCUUUUGGUCUAUCUACUUGCCUCCCUUUAAUUUUAGCAGUUUUGGUAAUGAUAAAGAUGUUCACAAGUUGCUGUAAUGAUAUUAUCAUAAGAGCUGCAUAAAACUUUCACAAUGUUGCAGCAUUUGUGCCAGGUGCUAAGUAUACAUGGUGACCAGCUUUUGAGCGAUCUGCAGCUGUUUGACAUGUGAAAGGUGUAUUGCAAUCUGUGUAAUUACACAGUGGAAACCUAAGCCAAUGGUAGAACACAUCAGUGAGGAGACAAAAAGAACGAUGCAGCAAUGCAGGCACAAUUGUUUUUGUCUCGCCCUGGAUAUGCUAUGCCAAUGGCAGUUGUGAUGAACCACCAAGAAGCCCAAGGUGCAACAGAUAAAGGUUGUGGGUUCCAUCCCCACCACGGUGGUCACAUUUUGAUGGAGGCGAAGUGGUAGAGGUCCAUGUACUGUGUGAUAUCGGUGCACAUUAAAAGACACCAGAUGGUUGAAAUUUACGAAGUCCUUCCCGAUGACGUCUCAUAAUCUUGUGGUUUUGGGAAUGUUAAACCCCACGUAUUAUUAUUAUGAAAACUGUAAUGUUGCCUCAGCUGAAAGCAAUGACAAUGUAAUAUAGAGCAAAAAGUUGCUGUAAGGAUAUUAUUAUAACAGCUGUAUAAAAUUUGCACGAUGUUGGAACAUGGCUUCUGUGAGGUGUACUGUCGUCAAAGAGCACUUCGAUACAUCUAUGUUGCUGCCUUUGCCGCUUGACAUUUCCGCCUACUUUUGUCUCAGUUAUAUAACGUUUCCUCUCGUUCCGGAUGCUUCGAAUAUUUAUUACGUGUUUGUUUUUUAGGGACUUCAGUUUUGCUUUCUAACAGUUCUUUUUUUUUAUCCUUGCUUUCUCCCUCAUGUAGUACUUCUUCCUUUUUUUCUCACUUCAGUGUGCUCUGAUGUUAUGAACAUAAUUUUUUUUUUUUGCCACAGAAUUACUGAUUGCUUGAUCUUUUCGUAAACUUGUAUUUUGAACCUUCUCGUAGCAUAGCUCUGAGGAAGUCCUUCCUGUUCUGUCGCUUCGCUUUGAUUCCUUUCAAUAGCGAUUUUUAUCAUAGCAUUGUCUGAAGUAUAGGGCAUUCACACCUUGAAAACCAGCUGUAUUGCACAAAAUGCAAGAGAAUGGUUGAAUGAUUGUAGCAAUUCGUUAAGGAAAAUUGAUGGUGGCAAGCUAUGACCAUCGUUGCCUUCAGUUGUUUUCUCGGUGUUCGUGAGCUGUAGGUUCACGACAAAUGAGAACUGUAGCUAGCCACUAUGGUUAGUCUUCUGGAGCUUCCUUCUAAUAUCUUGACAUGGGUAUUCGUGUGUUUUUAUUCUUUUAACCGUGAGGCAGAGUGCCCGUGAGAAUUGUAUAUAACACUAUUUAUUGGGGAGACUGUUUUUAUGUAUGAAGUAGUGGUGAAAUGCCAUAAUACAAUUACGGUUUUAGCUUCAUUUAUGCUGUCUUCCAGAUUGUUUUGGGUGCAGGAAUUUUUUCCUUUAUAAGAAAAGUUUUUAGGUUUGUUGAGAUUUUUAUGUGUGUUUGCUACGAGAAGUCAUGUUUCAAUUAUAUCCAUACAUACUGUUAUAAUUUUGCAAGUGCUCUUGAGCUGCUAGAAUAAGGCAACUCCCGUCAAUCGCUGAAUGCUGUUUAGGAAGUCUCAGCAAAAAGUGCCUUUGGAAUUGCUGCUGCUAAUAAAUGGUUAUUUCGGGAUCA
Messenger RNA from Rhipicephalus microplus (southern cattle tick), 14195 nucleotides. RefSeq names its product ventricular zone expressed PH domain-containing protein melted (gene melt). Gene Ontology annotation, biological process: regulation of signal transduction. Gene Ontology annotation, molecular function: phosphatidylinositol-5-phosphate binding. The record is from RefSeq and is a predicted model, not a curated record. NCBI's taxonomy places the organism in Eukaryota, Metazoa, Arthropoda, Arachnida, Ixodida, Ixodidae. Gene Ontology annotation, cellular component: plasma membrane.